GAAAAUAUCUCAAUCUGGAAUCGGAACCCUAAUCCGGUUCGACCUCGUUCGUCAAUCCAUAUCCAAAACAAAACUCUAGAAUUCUUCAGGGAGCGAGAUCACCCACAGUCGAAUCAAUUCCUAUCUCAGUGGUAUACAAGAAAGUGAACUCAGCAAAAAGAUGGCUGGAGAAAGAAGAGUGCAUCCAGAUUGCAUAAAUGCAUCUAAUCCCUAUCAUGAGUGUGUUGAAUAUUGCUUUAGAAAAAUUGCCGAAGCCAAGGCACAGAUGGAUAAAAAGGAGUCAGAAGUCAUGGAAGCUGGUAGUGGCAGUGGUGGCGGCAAUGAUCAAUACAUUUCAGGUGUCCCUGAUCAGGAUAAAAAUCCACAUGAUGAAGGAACGGAUCCUGAAGAACAGUCUGAUGACGACAAUGAUCAACCUGUUGAGGAGAUUGAGGAAGUAGACUUCACACAACUCACAGGGAGGCAGAAAAAGUUGUUUGAGUUAAGACUUAAGAUGAAUGAGGCAAGAAAAGCCAAUCAGACAGCCAUGGUGGCUGAGAAGAAAAAAAUGGAAGCUCCACCAGAGUCAAGGGGCAUUUCUAAACAAAAAUGGAUCGAGGAGAGGAAGAAAAAAAUUGGCAAACUUCUAGAUGUUAAUGGUCUGGAUAUGAAAAAGGCAUAUAUGCUAGAUACACAAGAAAGGGCAGAGACAAAAUAUAAGAAAUGGGAAAAGGAUCCUGCUCCAUUUGGUUGGGAUGUUUUCAAUCAGAAAACAUUGUACGAUGCAUACAAGAAGCGAACAAAGAAUAUUGAGGUUGACAUCGAUGAAUAUAAUAAGAUGAAAGAAGCCGACCCAGAAUUCUAUCGCGAAGCUUCAAGCCUUCAAUAUGGGAAGGCACCAAAGUGCUCAGAAGAUAAGAUUGACAAGAUGGUUAAGGAACUCAAGGACCGGGACGAGAAGCGCCAGUCAUUUAGCAGGAGGAGGAAGUUCCAUGAAGAGAAGGACAUCGACUCCAUCAAUGACCGUAACGAGCAUUUCAACAAGAAGAUCGAGCGAGCAUUUGGUAAAUAUACACUGGAGAUCAAAAACAAUCUUGAGAGAGGAACUGCCCUUCCUGACUAAGGUCUUUGCUCAUUUUAGUGCAGUAUGUGUGAAACUCUUUGCUCUCUAAUUGUACAAGUUAUCUGUCCAACAAUGGCAUAUUCCACCCUGGUCUUUCUGUACUUUUUUGGAGUAUACAUGUAUGGGAUAGAUUUGAUGUAACAGAGAUUUCUUCAGUGUAUAAUCUUCUUUUGACUUAUAUUUUGGCUUUACUACUAGGGCUUUAAA
Vitis riparia (riverbank grape) is the source of this 1309-nucleotide messenger RNA. RefSeq names its product pre-mRNA-splicing factor syf2. NCBI's taxonomy places the organism in Eukaryota, Viridiplantae, Streptophyta, Magnoliopsida, Vitales, Vitaceae. The transcript is spliced from 6 exons. The record is from RefSeq and is a predicted model, not a curated record. Gene Ontology annotation, cellular component: Prp19 complex; catalytic step 2 spliceosome; post-mRNA release spliceosomal complex. Bases 161 to 1102 code for a protein of 313 amino acids.